Messenger RNA from Bursaphelenchus xylophilus (pine wood nematode), 6885 nucleotides. Lineage: Eukaryota; Metazoa; Nematoda; Chromadorea; Rhabditida; Aphelenchoididae. The record is from the annotation of a GenBank genome assembly.
AUGACAACUUUGGUAGAACUAUUUGACCAAGUGGUAAAGGAUCCAAAAAAGAGGAAUAAUAUCGUUUUACAAGAUGAAGACCGGACGUGGACCGUGGCUUCAUUGGACAAAGUUACUCAUGAUCUGGCGGUUCUAUUUAGAACCAAAUUUAACUGUAAAAAAGGAUCUUGCGUGGCCAUUUAUAUGAACAAGAGUGCUGAGUACGUGAUUUCUUAUAUCGCUGCUUUGAGAGCUGGUAAGAACAAACUCCCAGGCCGUCUUAUUUAUAGGUGGGGCAUAUCUUCCCUUGGAUAUAUCGUAUCCCGAAAAUCUUUUGACCUCUGUCUUAGACGAGGUUGUUCCUGCUGUGGUCGUUUCGACUCCACAACAUGCUUCUCGACUGCCAUGUAAGUAGGCUUAAAAAAGUUCUUUGUGAUAGAGAUUACUUUCGCUGCGCCUUGAAGUUGUUCAAUAAUUAUAAGUUUAUUUCUGCAGCGGAUACCCCUUGCUUUAUAUUUGAGAGUGGAUGGAAGAUUGAGGAGGUGCCUGAGGCAUUAUCCUUGCCAACUGAUAUUACGGCCGAUGACAAGGCCUACAUUGUGUACAGUUCAGGCACAACAGGGAAGCCUAAGGGCAUCGUCUGCCCCCAUCGAGGGGCAGUUGUAUCCUACCAAUACCGUUUUCAAUCCUAUCCCUACAAGUCUGAUGACGUUGUCGCUUCUAAUGUUUUCUUUGUUUGGGAAUUAUUGCGGCCUAUUUUACAAGGUAGGCGGACCACUCGAGUGCAAGCAGGUCUUCUAGGAAUCAAGUUAGUGGUAAUUCCGGAUGACAUUAUCUAUGAUCCAGCGCCUCUUUGUCGAUUUUUGAAGAAACACAAUGUCACCCGAAUGCUGUUCACUCCGUCCUUAUUGGAGACUGUGCUAGAUACCCAAAAAUCCGACUUUUUGAGGGAUUGCUUUAAGAAAUUCAGGUAAGAAUGCACAAUUGAUGAGAUAUUUUGCAGGGUUAUCCACCUCUGCGGAGAAGUUGUGACUACCAAUCUCUUGUCUCGCAUAAUGAAUCAUUUUGCCCAUUGUCAGAUCGUCAACUUAUACAGUAUCUCCGAAACCCAUGAUGUGGCGGUCGCGGAUCUAAACGAAUUCUUCAAGAAAAACGAACCCAGAAAGUUUGCGCCAGUUGGAAAAGUGAUUCCAUCGGUGAAAGUUCUGAUUUUGGAUCAGAACCAAAAAAAGGUCCCGAUCGGAGUUCCAGGAGAGAUAUUUGUUUCUGGGCCCACUCUUGCUCUUGGAUAUCUCAACAGACCAGAACUGAACAAGAAUCGGUUCCUGACGGUACCUGAGGAGUAUCAAAGUGAAGUGGGAACCAACCGUAUGUACAGAACAGGAGACUGGGGCUAUGUUCUUCCAAAUUCGGUCCUUGAGAUUUGUGGCCGCGUUGAUACUUUGGUCAGAAUCCGAGGAUACGGAGUGGAGCUGCAGGCGAUUGAAGCAACUCUGCUUAAAUUGGCGUAUGUUCGGAGCUGUGCUGUGAUUAGUAUCGGGAAGGAAGGAGAGGAUAAACAACUCGCUGCGUAUAUUGUACUAAAGGAAAAUACAUCAAGAAAGAGUAUAAGAGCGGAGUUGAAACGCCUUCUUCCCUUCUACAUGGUCCCACACUUUUUUGUGUUUUUGGAAAAGUGAGCCGUAUUGUCCAUUUUUACGAGUUAAUAUUUAUAAAAUUUAUAGACUUCCAGUAUUGGCGGCUUCCAGCAAGAUCGACAAGAAAGCCCUUCCCAACGUUGACUAUGAACGCGAUGUCGUCGAGACGGAGGCCUUGCCACAGACCUCAACAGAAAAGAAACUGGCUUCUAUUUGGGCAGAUGUGUUACAACAUUCUACACUGGAUAUUCAAGAGAGCUUCUUCGAUCUUGGCGGGUGAGUUUCUAACUGAAUUAAGAAAUCUUUUUGCUUAGUCAUUCUCUAAUGGCUGCAAGACUUCUGAGUCGUGUAGCUGAAGAAUUCAACAUUAAAUUUACCAUGAGAGAUUUGUUUUCUUCUCCGACUGUAUAUGAAAUGGCCAGAAUUAUCGAUGGAGUGGAUCAUCAAUCUCCCGAGCAUACAGUUAAUCUCGACUAUCAAGUUGAAACACAUGAUGUUAAGGACAAUAUGUAUGUCUGCAAAAUAUCUUACAAAUCAUUUUCAGUAUGGAUUUGCAUCUCCGGGCAUUCUGGAGAUCAACUGAAUGGGGGAAUCGUUUCUUUAGAUCGAAUAUCUUACUCACCGGAGUCACCGGUUUCUUGGGAACUCAUUUCUUAUACGAAAUAUUACUGAAUUCUCAGGCAAACAUUGUUUGCGUUGUUCGCGAAGUUAGUGGGGAGUCAGUAGAAGAAAGAGUAAAGUUUUCCCUUAAAAAGUAUGGAUUAUGGAAUAAUUCUAUGCCCGAAAUGAUCCGGUAAGAGAUAUAAAUAUGGUGUUACACAUUUGUAGCGAACGUGUUCGAGUCGUCAUCGGGGACAUUGCAUUGUUCAAACUUGGCCUUAGUGAAGAGCAUUACCACUUUCUGACUUAUGAUAUUGAUGUAGUUGUGCACGCUGCCGCGUAUGUCAAUCUUAUAUAUCCAUAUCAGGUACGGAUUGACCCAUAAAAUUGACGUUGUUCCAGGCUUUACAUGGCAUAAAUGUAUUGGGGACAAGAAAUGUGCUGGACUUUUGUCAUCAAAAUAAGGUCAAGCCACUGCAUUACAUCAGGUAUGCUGACGCUGUUAUAAAAUUCAUUUUUUUUUGCAGUACGGAUGCAGUAAUUCCGCAUAAUCUCAGCAAUAUUGACGAGAGCUUUGACAUCUCAGCUGUUAAAGAGAAGCUUUUCGAUGGUUACGCUCAAAGCAAGUAUGUGGCGGAACAACUUGUGAAAAGAUCAUUGGAAAGAGGGCUGCCUGGAAUUAUCUAUAGAUUGGGGAAUCAGGCAGCUUCUAGUAAGGCUGCCUUCUGGAACGAGCAAGACUUUACUUAUCUCAUGCUUAAGGCCGUCAUUCACACCGGUUCUGCCCCAAAUUUGGACUGGAUUGUAAGUUUUUGAAAUGAAAGCAGUGAGACAUGAUUAAAAAGUAACUUUUUUAUUUGUAAGGUUGAAGUCACCAAUGUCGACUUCACAAGUAAAUUCGUGAACCAUCUAAUCACGAAAGAAUUCUGUGAGAAUGUUGGAAAAACGUUCCACAUUACAAAUUCAGAAGGCCCCAAGUGGAGUGAAUUGGUGGAUUGGUUAGUCGAAUUUGGAUACGACCUCCAGUUUGUGGAAGCGAAUCUUUGGAUCGAGCAGUAAGCUCUAAAUCCAUUACCGUAAUCCUUCUUGCAGAGUCAGCACUUCCAAUGACCCAGCUUUGCAACAAAUCCAGAAGUUACUACAGUUGAUGGUCAGGUAAGCGUAAUUAAUAAAGUAGUUGUUUUUUCCAGAGACGAAUCCUAUUUCCGCACUCAAACCACUUAUCUUCGUACCAAUACCGAUGCCUUAUUGUCAUCACUGAAAUGGAAGUAUCCAAUUCUCGAUAAGAAACUGUUCCAUCAUUGGAUUCGAAACUUAAUCGAGCAAAAGGUUAUUGCCAAACCAAGACCCAGAUCAGGUAAUCAUGUUCUUUACCUCUUUUCUGAAAGAAUUUUGAAAAUUUUUUGGUGUACAAAAGAAGGGAUGUCUCAGCUUCAAUUUGGUAUAAACUUUAUAGAUAUAUGGCUCAGAACUUCUAAAUCUCUCCGCAAGAGUCCAUACGAACCCUGCAAAUUGAGUCCAAAGUUAAAAGUUGCGCACUCUGAUAUAACAUUACGCAAUUUCUCUCUUUGUAGGAAUUUCUGCCUUUCUCUGUCGCCUCCUCCUUUUUUUUGUCAACUUUUAACUUUAGACUAAAUUUGCAGGGUUCGGAUGGAUUCUUGCGGAAAGAUUUAGAAGUCCCGAGCCAUAUAUUGGCGCAGUAUUUGCGGAGAAAUACCUGAAAUAAUGUUGGAAGCUCCGAGUGAACCAUUCUGUAUAAUCUAGCAGCUAAAAGUUGUUUGAUUCACUUGUAUCGAGCUUUUUCUUUACUUUUCUUUUACAGGAAUGACCUUAUUGAAUAAGGUGUGUGUGGUCACCGGUGCAAGUGAAGGAAUUGGAGAAGCGAUUGCCAGGGACUUGUCCCGAGAAGGGGCAAAGGUAGUCCUCUUGGCUAGGCAACUGGACAAACUUGGAAAAAUCGUAACGGAUCUGAUUUCCCUCGGGUCGCUAGACUCCUCGCUUUUGGCUCUGAAGUGUGACAUUACUGAUCGAAGCAAUGUGUGCGAGGUUCUAGACAGGGUUACCAAUGAAUUCGGAAGGAUAGAUGUAUUGAUAAAUUGUGCUGGCUGUAUGUAUUACUGCCUAUCUAAAAAUGGUUACACUGACGAAUGGAAAAGGCAGAUCGAUGUGAAUUGUCACGGAACAACGAAUAUGACAGCAGGAGUCAUUCCUGUAAUGAUUAAACAAAACAGCGGGCACAUUGUUAAUAUCACUUCUGAUGCGGGCAAAAGAGUGAGUUUAAUCUAAUUCACAACAGGAAACAAUCAAGGAGCCUUCGCCUAGCUUACAAAAAAUGGUUUCCGGGUACGGGGAACGCGAUGGUAAAUCCGUCUGUCUUUAUCGCGUCUGUUUCUUAUGAUAUAAAAUACAACCUUCAUAGUACACCCGGUUGUGGUAACCUUUAAAAAUUUUUUCAUGGAAAAUUACACAUAUUGGGUGCUAGGAAAAUAUGAAAUUUUAAAAAUUGGUUCGAUUUGAAUUCACGUCGAAGCUGCGCUCCAACCAUACAAUGACCGUGUUUUAAGCCUUUACAUUGAACGUUUUUAGGGGUUUGCUGGCCUUGCGGUUUAUUCUGGAUCCAAGUUUUACAUCGAAGGUUUUGUUCAAGCAUUGAGGCAGGAAUUAGUGGAAUACAACAUAAAGUUUACAAACAUUCAACCAGGUGAUGUGUCGACCCAAUUGGCUGGACGCUCCACCGACAAAGAGGUAUGAUUCUAGCCUACAAUGCUUCACUAAAGUCCAUAUAACAGCACUUCAGAAAUUUCUCGGUUUGUAUUUACAAGUAAUCGGCAAAUACUUUCCACAUGGUUUCUAACGAAACAGGUAUCAGCUGGAGGAGCAUUAAAAAUAGUGUACAGCGCAAAAGAAUUAGCUGCCCAAUUUGCCUGGGGCAUAGAACGACCCUUUUUUAAAAGGGGUCAUAAGCGGCCAAAACGCCGGUUUUUAUGUUACAGUAAUUCUUCAUUGAUUUCCUCGUAUCCAAAAACGCUUACCGUGGUCGUUUUAUGGCUUUGCUAAUCCUCGGUCGGUUAUGACUUAUAAGACGUUAAUGUUAGUUACAAAAAGGUUUUUCCCAAGCCGGGAAUUCAACUUGCUUGGGUUGGCUGCACUACACAGCAACCACUGCAUUGCUGAAGCGAUCCCUUCGCUGCGACUUCCCGUUUUUGUAUUGUAAUAUUGACCAAGGGCCAACAGCCCGGGAUUCGGCGAUUUUUGCGCUUGGCGAAUUAUACAGGGUGUUCAGAGAUUAUGUAAAAAAACUAUUCAUUAAUAACUUUGCCCUCGGUGGUCCAAUCCGAAUUUUUUUUUUGCAUUUUACAGAAAAACCUUGGAGUUUUUAGAAUGUAAAAAAUUUUUUCUUUUAUCGGCGGAGACUUCCGUAAUCCGCGUUGAAUUCGGCGGAGUGUUUUUUUCACAAAAUAAGGCUGUAAAUCGUUGUAUGUGUAAAGAAAAUGGGCGGAAAAGGAUCCAGAGAACACAAUAUGACAUUUCUUUCAAAAUUUCUAUGCUUCGGCGGAGAAAUUUUUCAACCUCAGCGCACGAUUUUUCUUGGACUCCGGAUAGUCGAAAUUGGCUAAAACCAAAGCGUAUGGUAUCCCUGGUUGGAUGGCGCCUAAAAACGACUUAUUACGUCUUCAGCUGGCUGGCAGAUGAAGAAACGGCAAUUUGGCGGAGAAAUCGGCGAGGAAAAAAUUAACCCAUUUAAGAAAUUAUGCAAAUUUAUCCGCCGAGCAUCCGUCAAUAAGAAGAAUCAUAUUUUUGGUUGAUCAGGCCCGGAUAAGACCUACAAUUUUAGCUUUCUAAUCAUAAUUUCUUAAAUGGGUUAAUUUUUUUCUCCGCCGAUUUCUCCGCCGAAUUGCCCUUUUUUCAUGUGCCAGCCGGCUGAAGACGUAUUAAGUCGUUUUAGGCGCCAUGCCACCAGGGAUACCAUACGUUUUGGUUUUAUCGAAUUUUGACUAUCCGGAUUCGAAGAAAAACCGUCUGCCGAGGUUAAAAAAUGUCUCCGCCGAAGCAUAGAAAUUUGAAAGAAAUGUCAUAUUGUAUCUUCUGGAUCCUUUUCGGCCCAUUUUCUUUACACAUACAACGAUUUAUAGCCUUAUUUUGUGAAAAAAACACUCCGCCGAAUUCAACGCGGAUUACGGAAGUCUCCGCCGACAAAAGAAAAAAUUUUUUUUAGAUUCUAAAAACUCCAAGGUUUUUCUGUACAAUGCAAAAAAAAAUUUUCGGAUUGGACCACCGAGCGCAAAGUUAUUAAUGAAGUACUAAUGCGCACUCCUCACACAAUAGUAGUUCUCGAAAUUUUUUACCAAAGCGCGACUUUCGGCGCAAAAAAAGUCGACAAUGAAAUUGAAAAAGCCUAUCGUCUGAGGUGAUGAUCACCUCGGACAAUAGGAUUUUUUAUGAACCCUUUAUAAAAACACAAACUGGGCAAUUUCUGAAGUGUAGUUGGGGCACUGUAUUCAUUAAAAUGAUUUCAAUUAAGGCGACGGAAAAAUACGAUUUUUCGAAAGCGGGGCACAGAAUUUUGGAUCCCGAAGACGUCGCAAAGGCUGUAAUUUAUACACUCGGACAAGCAAAACACGUCGCAGUCAACGAAUUACUUAUUGAACCACAACAAGCCCCAAUAUAA